CCCUCAACACCUUGCCCGUCGAUUCCUUAUCUCUGGCCUCCCAUCUUGGCCCCCCCGUAUCAGGGUUAUCAGUGUCAGAGCAUCAGUGCUUGCCCCAGUCCACGGCCCAUCUGCUGCUCGCUCGCUGCCUUUCCAAGUUCUCUGUGCUUCGAUUUCCUCGAUGAAGUGACAUAUCUGUAGCAUCCGUAAUCAGUCAGGGCAACCUCGAUCCAGUCUGAUAACCUUUCUGUGCUUGGCCACCUAAAACCAGAGAGCCUCCCAUAUUGUGCCUGCUUCUUGUUAGGAAGCCAUUCUCAACCUCCCAACUGCGACUGUGCCGCCAAGUACGCGAGUCGCUCUCUCUCUCUCUCUCUCUCUCGCUUCCUCACUUCGCCACUCCUCAACUCGCCGACUGUCGUCAUCUCUCCUUCUCGACCAAGGCACUGCGCAACGGAUACGAUAUCAAUAGCGAACCAGUACCCUUUUCCUCAACAUCUACUCCGAUAACCCCGGAUUUCGACCAACACAGAAUUCCAAGUCCAGCCUUUCCGAGACGAACAUCCGACUAAUCGUACCUAAUACUAAUAGACAACAUCGUCAUCUCGAGUCUCGAGUUUCUCCUCGUGACGAUCCACGACGUCCUAUCCUUCCAUCUCACAAGUACGAAAGCAUCAAUACCCCAAGUCACCGUCAGGCCUUUCCCUGUGGUGCAAAUCGAUAAUAGCAUCCUCCACACGGUCGAUCAUCGUCAUCUCUUAACCUCUGACGAAGUACCCGACUCGCGCGCACUUGGCUCUCCACACUCUAUUCAAGCACAAGACAAGUGACAAACCGCGCUUUGCACCGACCUUACCGGUGCACACAAACCCAACCCAAAUCCGACGCUGUCAGUAGGUAUCUGCAAGGGCAGCAAGCAACAUUCUCCCAGCCCGCCUCCUUGCUUCUCGAUCCCUCGCCUCGUCUGCAGCUCCAGUCAAAAGCCGGGUCCGAAUACCACCAGGAACCACGCAUCACAUCGCAUUACACGAUACAAGCCUUUCGGCCCCGUGCUCCGCUGCGUCACGUCCCAGCAAUCAUUGCCCUUGAAAGUUCCGUCGCGAUUCCUGUUGGAGAAGGACUAUACAAAGCCUCAACGCUGAUUAGCUGCGAGACGGUUAACUUUACGUUACCAAAACAUCGACGACCCCUGCCCCCGGCACACGACACACUCGAACAGCGACCGAAAGAGGAUACAGUACACGCGCUGGAGAAAAAGGCAGAAAGCCAAAGGCCAGACGAGCACGUCCGUUCGACGCCAAAAUUCUGACCGAACUGGUCCCCUAAUCGUGUAGGUAUCCCUACCUACUUCGUCCACAGCACAGUACUCUCGCCCUUGCUGGCACCAACACUGUGUGGCCUGUACGGAAUACAUCAGUUCAGUGAAUCCACUGGUUUGGUCUGUGGUGUCUGAACCACCAGCCCGCCGUGCCCACGCAACUCCACUGGUCAACCCAACCCAUCUCCUGCUUAGCCUGGCCCGCUGGGGUUUAUGCUGAACAGUCAAGACUGAGCCCGCAGUAGCCCGCUUGCUUUUGCUCUUGACCUGCCUUGCCAGGCCCAGUCCCGGUUACAGCACCACACCCCGAGUUACACCCUACUCCCCUGCCCAACGCAGUGCGGCACCGAGCUGGUUGUGGUUGUGGUUGUGCUCGUGCGCACUCGUGCCUGGUCUGGUCCCCUUCCACACCCCUUCCCUGUCAACCUGUCUUGCCUGUCGGGUCCGGCUUGCCCCGCCGAGCCACUGGCGCACCAGGGCAUGUCCAGACGCCGCCAUGAUGUCCCCAAGGAGUUUCCUUUACUACAAUAGGCAGCCCUCGGCCUCGACCACCCCUCCACCAUCUUCUCCCUCCCCUCCGAGUCUCACGCGCAAACCGACCAACAACAGCUACGCCGCCAGCCCGAGAUCAUCUACGACUACUACGACUGCUGCUGCUGCUACGAAGACGACGACAACAACCACUCCCGUCAACAUCCCCAGAACGGCUUUGCCUUCUGCCCUACUGGAUCGGAAAAAGGAUGCUCAGAACGUGUCCGUCACCCUCACGCCUAUCCCUGCUUCUCCCGUUACCACCUCAGCUACCAUGGCCAAAAGGAAGGAUGCUCGCCGCGAAACUUCUAAGUUGGCGCCUUCGAGCCCCCCUCGCACAACAACAAGCGUAAACACCAGACCGACGACCCCGACUACGCCUGUUCAGAUUCCGUCAAAAUCAAAGGCGACCCCGUUUUACACCUCCAACCGCCAUGCGCAUCGGAAGCCCUCCCGGCCGAGGGAUGUCCACUCACCGGACGCCGUCCCGCCUGCCAUGCUGGCCUUGUUGGCCGUCACUGACAUUCCUAGGCCUCGACGCAGCUUGAGGCAGAGGCUUUCCAGAGACCAGGCAAUGACUCUGGAAGCCGUUAUCGAGAGACAACAAGUUUGCGAAAAGGAACUUAGUCUCACUUUUGGCAAGAGCCCCCUAGACUUGCUGUUAUCGCCACCCGACGACCUGACAGACGAUGAUAUGUCAGUUAGCGAUAGCGGUCUUGGUUCCGUAUUAUCCACCAGAACUGUUUCUGUGGAAUCGGUUCCCUCACUAGGCGAUUCCUUUUCCACCGACACACUGUCGUCGGUCGAGUCACCUUAUGGAUCCAGCCCGCGGAGGAAGCGCUCCCGCCAACCCAGGCGUUCUCUGGAACCCAUUUCAUCUCCUCCCGGCCAGCCCGAGGACCACCCACUGUCCCACGACCGGGUCAGCGUCGACGAGAUUGACUUUAGAGUAUUCGACGAGUCUCAGGAUGAAGAGGACACCAAGUCAGAGUUCUCAUUCUCUGACUACACUUUUCCGCUGCGCCCUCUCAAGUCAGCGUUCAAGUCCAAUCUGACUGCGUCACUCCGCGCCCUGCGCUCGGCUGCACGAUCCAUCUCAGCCAUUAACUUUUCGUCUAUCCCGCCCGACGACUUCCUCACAAGAUCCAUUCUCACCAUCGACCCCAAGGUGCCUUACACGGAUGAGCGAAGGCCACCAGUUCUCGAGGAGGAGCCGUCGGCUGCGUUGCGCCGGUACCUGAACCCCACGACAAACGCCCGAAUUGAGCCCCACCCUGUAGCGGCCACUACGCCGACGGGCACGCGAAGCUUUACUGCGUCUAUCCAGAUGCAAACAUACAAGGUUCAGAAAAGCCGGAGUGCACCACCCACAUCAACUCGGAGCCCCUCCCCGGCGACAUCGGCGGUCACGACUCAGUCAACACCUUAUCAGCCCCCAGCACAAUCUCCGACCCAGACCGCAUUCACGUAUCCUCCAGGAGGCAUGCGUCAGCGAGAGAUGCGGGAGAACUCGGACUUCAUUCGUAUCGCAGUCAUGGAAAUGGCGAUGCGCAAGCAGGGCAAACUCGACGACCAACGGCCAGGCCGCGCUCGCUGGGCGCUACCGCCGCGAAAGCCCAGCGUACGCCCUUACGAUGUUGGUAGCGACGGCGUCCCAGCACGAUGGAUUCCAGUGUCGCAUUGAAGAAAAGUGUCAUGCGAGCUUGGUACAUUAAGCGACUAUCUAUCCAGCCUCUAUCGCAUCAACCCGACAUAGCCCAUUACGAAGGGGGAAAUAAGAGAGAUGUAACGCUGCGCACCGAUGCCGCAGCGUGGACAGUCUCCACGGCUUGAGCACGUCACAAUCCUACGAGGGUUGAGGUUCCAACACCCAUGGUCGACGGCAAGCUUGGUUUUUUCCUCGCUCUUACGAUGGGUGUGGCUUGUUCCAUGGCAUGGCGCAUCCCCCCUCCCGCAACGUGCUGCACUACGACGGUGUUGUCCGCGGAGAAGGGCAGAAAGCAAGAAGUGGGAGGGUCGGGGUUCUGCGACAUGUUGUGGGCUUGCCCUGAUUGCACCGUCACUGCCGGGUGGAAUCGUCAUUCAGCAGGGCCCCCCGAGGCGCUAAUUUACGGGGAAGCGUUGGGGCCCGCAUUCCCACGCAACAAGGGGCCAGACAUUAAGUGCCUGCCUUAUCCGAUAUCGCGGAAUGGUCAGCAUCAUCGCGCGUCGGGCACUGUGGUUUCCCUGUCGGUCUUUGGUCAGAGUACCGAGACGAGGGCUCCAUUUUCUGCCCGAAGCGUCCAAGACGCCGUCUGGGGCACCCAAGACGAAAAGAGAGACGCUGUUACGCUGGAACUGGCACGACUGGCUAGCGCCCCCAAGGAUUUUUUUUUUCUCUCUUCGGUUCCUUCUUGCGCUUCUAGAAGGAGUCGAUCUGCGGGCCUUUUUUACAUGCUCUUACCUUACUGUUUGGUAAUAGCUAGAGGCACUUUUGCAUUUCGCCUACCGCCUGCCGCCUACGGGCGAGGAACUUUUUGAUGGCCGACGGCCGACGGCACGCUUUCUCUUCAAAAUGAGCACACACACUUUUUUUUGUUUGCGGGUCAACACUACCUGCUGUGUUUGUCGACUUUUCUAGAAGCGAGUACCACCGACUGAGGAGAGCGGACCGCGAGGCCCGAUGAGAGCUGGAGCAGUCUGGGUGAGUCACCCGAGGCGUACCAAAGAAACAGGGGAAGGACGGAGCAAUCCAAGGAAAACGACGGACGCGAGAUGCGCUGGCAAGAAUUUGCCCUACGAAAGAAACGGAUUGAAAAGGGGGCUUUCUCGAACGACAGAAUUGGUGGACACACGUCCGACACACCCUUCGCGCACAAGCGCACACAGCAUACACAGCCAAGCGUCUGUACCUACACGGCCCGGUUCCGAGAGCAUGGCCUGAUGCCAGCGACAUGCGACGAGCACCUCCGAAUUUCCUUCAUAGCGAGUGAGCUUGAGAGAUGCGGGGCUAAGACUGGCCAGCGACGUGGGGUCACAUUUCACCUCCAACUCAGCACAACGCACGCUGCAAAGCCUCUGGCACAACACACAUUCUCUCUCACACGGGUGAGCCAAAGGACCAGGCCACCACUCACAGCACUUUUGAUUUUUAUUUGAUUCGACACCACAUGCAUAGCGACGGACCGGGAUCAUGAGCAUUUGAGGCGCAUGCAUAUUAUCACAUUUGUUUCUAUCAACUUUCUUCCCACCCUUCUCGAUUUCACUCCGCUCCUCCGGUUAUUUCCUUCGACACUGGACUCGGCCAAGGACCUAAAGACAAAUCGCUCCAAGGACCCGAAACCCGUGAGUUUGUCCAUAUCCACUCGGAGGACAAAUCCACACCUCACACGCGGGAAGAACUCGGAGGGCGCAAUCUGUGGGGGACUCUUCAUCGGAUCCGGCUCCAGCAAGAGUUUCCCCCCACGCCAACAGCCCAUCUCCUGGCGGGACAUUGACUCGGCCUUCGCAUGUGAGAUGCAGGCCAAGUUGUGACGCCAAAAUGACCAAACGGGGAUGCAGCGACAUGACUCAGGGAUAGCGCACGCACAACACACAGCCAGACAGGAACAGGGCUGGGAUUGUUUUUAUUUUAUCUUUUUCUUUCUUAUCUACCUUAUGCAUGCGAAAUACGAGAGGACAUAGCGACGACGCAGAAGAGCCGGAGUUUUUGGAUUAGGAAGGUGCUGCCGCCAAGGUUGAAUUGUUACGGCGCAGCGACGAUUCCCAGCAUGCGUGGAUGGGAACAUGGGAAUCAAACAAGACGGCAUCAGAGUCCGUAUGAGGAGCAUAGGCGCGCCCUACUAGGGCAUAUUGUUUUAGUUGAAGAGCCCAAUCUCACAUCACAUAUUGAACAACUAUUUUUGCAAGCAUCUACUAGCGGAGGUUGGAGUGCUGAGUUUCCCACGUACUUUAUGCAGGGCAAGCAGCAAAGCCCAGGAACACGUUGCGCGAACAGGGGUCACAAAACGCACUGAUGCAUGGAGG
Molecule: messenger RNA, 5830 nt
Organism: Colletotrichum scovillei
Lineage: Eukaryota; Fungi; Ascomycota; Sordariomycetes; Glomerellales; Glomerellaceae
Exons: 1
Coding region: 1791-3509 (572 amino acids)
Source: RefSeq, a predicted model, not a curated record